AUGGCGGACUCCGCGACAAGUACGCCCAUAAGCCCUCUCACCGGGCCACAGGCGGACCGAUGGAAAAAGCUGCUGCUUAGUGGAGAGUACUCGGACAUGCAGAUCGUCUGCCAGGAGGUUGUUUUCAAAGUUCACAAAGCGAUCGUCUGCCCCUCCUCUUCGUUUUUCACGUCAAUAUUCAAGCAUCCCAAUGAGGAAUCCUCCACCGGGGUAGUCAAACUCCCCGAGGAUGACCCCGAGACGAUCGAGCGACUCCUCUCAUACCUCUACCUUGAGACCUACAGUCAAGACAGCCACAUUAUUCCGACGAACACUGAUGGAGAGGAGGGUCUAUCGACCGAGGCCAAUAUCGGACUCAAUAAUGCUGAUGUUUACAUCGUCGCCGAUAAAUUUGAUAUCCUUCCACUGAAAGCCCUAGCCGUUGCAAGGAUGACGGAAUGGGCGCAGGUUAACUACCUUUCUUCUCAGUUCAUUGAUAUGGCCCACCACGUCCUACAGCUUGAACAUGAUCCCUGGCCAUGCCAGUUCAUCGCGAGCUGUAUCGUCAACAACCUCCCCGGCAUGGCCUUAGACAGUGACCACGUCGUGGGACUCAUGCGCGACUACGGUCGCCUCGGCGUGGCUGUGUCGAUGAUGCUGAGCAAAGCUCACAAUCGUUCAAUCGAGGAACGAGAGACCGGCCAUUGUCGGGAAAAGAGCAUCUUGCAGGCUCGAAUCAAUUCUUCGGACCAUCAAAUCGGUAGAUUGAAGCAGCAAAUCACCGAUCUUCAACGCGAGAAUACUCGACUACGGAGUCUGAGCACACCUACAGGGCGACAGGAGGGAAACAAUCGGCGUGGAUCGUGGGAUUAA
This is a messenger RNA of Penicillium daleae, 852 nucleotides long. RefSeq names its product BTB/POZ domain-containing protein. The record is from RefSeq and is a predicted model, not a curated record. NCBI's taxonomy places the organism in Eukaryota, Fungi, Ascomycota, Eurotiomycetes, Eurotiales, Aspergillaceae. The coding region runs from base 1 to 852 and encodes 283 amino acids. Gene Ontology annotation, molecular function: protein binding. The transcript is spliced from 2 exons.